GGGACGAGCGUAAGUGAAACCGGCCGUAGCAGCGUCCGCGCGGAUCACGAAUAUGAUCCCGACGACGAGGAUAAUCGCGCUCCUGGAGCUGGGACUGGCCGUUACGGUGCAGCUGGGCUUCGCCUGGGCCUACAACGCCGCCGAUUACAAGGAUCCGCAUUACACCGAGGGCCGCACUACCAUGGUUCAUCUGUUCGAAUGGAAGUUCAAGGACAUCGGCCUCGAGUGCGAACGCUUUUUGGGCCCGAUGGGAUACGCCGGCGUGCAGGUCUCCCCGAUCAGCGAGAAUGGCAUAGUCACGGGUCGGCCGUGGUUCGAGCGGUACCAGCCCAUCUCUUACAGAAUUAUUAGUCGCUCCGGCACCGAGGAUGACUUCAAGGUGAUGGUAAGCCGCUGCAACGCCGUUGGUGUGCGGAUAUACGUUGACCUGGUCUCCAAUCAUAUGACAACCGACCUGGAACCGGCGCUCGGCGUCGGCGGCUCGACGGCGGAGCCGCGGAUUCUCAUUUACUCGGCGGUAGCUUACGGCCCGGACGACUUCCAUCCCAUGUGCACGAUCACUAAUUACGGGGAUGUCGAUCAGGUGCGCAAUUGCAGUCUCAACGGCCUCCACGAUCUCGAUCACAGCAAGGAUCACGUGAGGGACAAAAUUGUGGAGUUUGUCAAUCGGGUCAUCGAUCACGGCAUCGCCGGCAUUAGGAUCGAUGCAGCCAAACACAUGUGGCCCAACGAUCUCAAGGUCAUCUAUGGACGAUUGAAGAACUUACGAGAAGACAUUUUCGGCCCGGAUACCCGACCCUUCAUCUAUCAGGAGGUUAUCGACUUGGACAGAGGCGAAGGAUCCAACAAGUGGCAAUAUAACAACCUCGGGAUAGUGAUGGAGUUCAUCUACGGAAGCAUAAUUGAGACUUGUUUUCAUGGCUGGUUGCCGCUGAGUAGCCUCGAAAACGUGGAAUUAUUAAGCCGGGACCUGAUGUUGCCCGUCGACGCUCUGGUCAUGCUCGAUAAUCAUGACAGUCAGCGGUCGGACAGCAGCACUUUGACUUACAAAAAUGGCAAGAUUUAUAAGAUGGCCUUGGCUUUUCUGCUGGCCCAUCCCUACGGGCACACGUGCGUCAUGAGCUCGUACGCGUUCACGAACUUCUUCCAAGGGCCGCCGGCCGACUCCAUGUACAAUAUCAUCUCGCCGAAUCCCGUGGGUGAGGACCUCGACGAGGAAAUAGAGAAGUGCGACUACGGUUGGGUGUGCGAGCACCGUUGGCCCGAGGUCUACGGUAUGGUCGCCUUCCGGAAUUCCGUCCAUCGCGCGCCACUCACCAAUUGGUGGUCCAACGGCGAAAACCAAAUCGCGUUUUCCCGGGGUAAUCUUGGCUUCGUGGCGUUUAACGGCCAAUCGGACCUCGAUUUAAAAGAGGACCUGCAAACGGCACUCCCGGCUGCCGAGUACUGCGAUGUCAUUUCCGGCAGAAAAGUCGCCGGGAAAUGCACCGGCAAAACAGUCAGGGUCAAGGAUGACGGCACAGCCUACAUCGAGAUACUUAAGGACGAAAAGGACGGUGUUCUCGCGAUCCAUGCGCAGACAAAGCUGUAG
Ceratosolen solmsi marchali is the source of this 1591-nucleotide messenger RNA. Its product is annotated as alpha-amylase-like. Bases 53 to 1591 code for a protein of 512 amino acids. The transcript has 6 exons. Gene Ontology annotation, biological process: carbohydrate metabolic process. The record is from RefSeq and is a predicted model, not a curated record. Gene Ontology annotation, molecular function: cation binding; alpha-amylase activity. NCBI's taxonomy places the organism in Eukaryota, Metazoa, Arthropoda, Insecta, Hymenoptera, Agaonidae.